AACAUAACCACUAAUCGACAAUCGUCAUUUCGAUGUAACAAAGUGCGGUCGUGUCUCGCAGGGCUCAUUGUAGUUCGCACGAAAGCCCUUAUUAGUGCCAAUUCAAAUGUAGUCCCUUCUGUGCGUCCUACGUUAAAGGCCACCUGAAAAUCAAGAGCAAAAUCGAUGCAAACAUCAGUAGCGGUCUAAAUCAGUCGAUCAACCAUAUAGACCGCUGUCGCCAGGUCCAUCCCGAUGGGUUGAGAACGCCGACAUUCUGUGUUUGUGGGCACACCACUGACGCUGGUUGACAGAUACAAGUUUUAAAUAAGGUGCGAAGAUACACCAAAGCGUUCGAACAUCCUCCAAUGCCGACGCCAGACGCAAUCGGAGAGCUAAUAACACCGUGAACACCGGGCGAAACAACAUCUUUGAUGAUCGCUCUUCCAUUGGAAAAAGUCAUCUACUCGCACUGUCACUUCAUUAUUAUUAAAUUCCUAAACAUCUUCUUCAUAUUAUAAUUUAAUUCGCUACUUUGUAUAAAUAAGAAAGCAAAAUGAGCAAAAUAUUAAAAGUAGUCGGCGCAUCUUGGAUGCAAACCAAAAUAAGCUCCUACAUCUUGGGUUUUCUUGGAGUCCUUGCAAUCUUGGCGCUCUUCGUUGGACAAAUAGAAAGAAUUCAGGAAGACGGAAACUACGCAGCAACUGUGUUCUAUUCAGAGAAAACCGGAUAUCGCAUUGAGUACUGGGGUCAAAGCAACGAUCUAAAGGAUAUCGCAAAAGGAGUGGCUCGAGCGUACUUCAAAGAAGGCAUAGAAACUACCGGAUGGUCGCUCCUUGAAAUAGAAACCGAUGGUUCAUAUCCUGACGAAAUACAAGCAUACGCCGCGGGAAUCGUAGAAGGUGCACUAACUUGGUACCUGAUUCAUACGCAUUUGGAAAACACCAUCCGAGCGAAAUGCGAAGACCAGCCCCUGGAGAAGCAAUGCGACAAACUUAGAGAUGCAUUAGAUAAGUCUGUUAACAUCUGGAAGACUUACGCUGCCGAUCGAGCAGCUACUGACCCAUUUUGGCAUCAUGUUUCGUUACAUUACACUCAAAUCGGAGGAAUAUACACAGGAUGGAAUCAUGGGGUAGUCCGCAGCAAUAAUGAAUACGAAACUGACAUAUCCGAUCUGUACUGGUUAAACUCAGUAGCGGAAGUUGUUGAAAUACAGCACAAAUUGAACAUCUCCGUGGAAGAGCCAGAAUUUAGCACUAUGCCAGGAUUAUCGAGCGCUUUCUUGAGGAUCGCGAACGAAACAUUUGAAGGUGGAAAGGAUAUAAAGAAGCUGUUCUUGGCGCAGAGCGUGGCUGGAAGCUACUCAUCAAUGACGCGAAUCAUAAAGAGAUACAAACUAAACUAUCAUCGAACAUCAAAAGAUACAGUUUCCGCGCCAGGAGCUUCAGUGGAGUUCGCCGGUUACCCAGGAUCGAUCACAAGCCAAGACGAAUUCUAUAAAGUGAGAGGAGAGAACCACCGACUAGCAAUAACCGGAACCGCACUAAGGAAUUAUAAUGAGAAACUGUGGAAGAAUGUCAAUAUAACUGAACAGGUUCCACUCGGGCCCCGUAUCACAGCAGCCAACCAUCUCGCAUCCAACGUCAGCAGCUGGGGCCACAUCAUCGCUAGCAACAACUCUGGAACGGGCUGCAAACAGUGGCUGGUUGUUGAUUAUAACAAGUUCAACCAAAUCUUGCAUUCCGGCGAAGUUGUCUCACAUAAGACAGAGAAGAAGGAAAUUGUUACGGAGAGCAUGGUUAAUAAUGAUAUAAAGCACACGAUAGUCCACCGAGCCGGCAGCGGCCGGGCAAAAGGUCUCCUCUGGCUGAUAGAGCAAGUCCCUGGUAGAACGCAUUCGGCCGAUAUCUCUGACGCAUUCCUGGAGAAGAAAUACUGGGCUACUUACGGUCUACCGUUCUUUGUUGAUAUAGCCAAUGUAACACAUGUCACAAAAAUGGAAGCCACAUACGGAAAAAUAUUCUCCGAGUCCGAAUCACCUCGAGCAGUUAUUUUUCAAAGAGGACACAAGAACGCAACAACUAUGAAGAGUAUAAUCCAAUUGAUGAGGUCGAACAACUUGACUGCAGUUAAUCGAUCUAAUGAUAACGACUGCAUAGAUGGCGAAAACUGUUACAUACAAAAAGCGGAAUAUUGGUCUGCUCUAGGAUACCGAGGAGAUAUUGUCCAAAAACAUAAACGGGCAUAUGGAAUUAUUGACACUAAAAUUAUUAGGGGCUCUACUGUCGAUGAAUCAUUAGAUUUCGUGGCGAUAUCCAGUCCACCGUUCACAGAACCUGCAAAAAAGAACAUCACUAAAGUAAAUAAAGGAAACGUAGCCUCCAUAUACACAGAUCAAUUUGAUGACGUGCCAAUGAUAAACGGUCUUGAAAUAAGGGAUCUAGUGAAACACCAGCAGGAAGAAGCUGAGAAGGAAUCAUUAGAAUUACUGAAUAAAGAUGUAAUCCAGCCGUUCCAAUGGUCCGAAAGUUCGUUUAAGGAAGAAGCACAUGAAGGUCUUCCAGACCUAUGGAAUUUUGGUCCUUUUAGGCCACAUUGGUCUUGGUAAUCACUAAUUAAAUAGUCAGAAAAUCAGUAAGAUUGCAAUUUAAUCACAAUAUUUUAACUUGGAAUAUAACAACACGACAAUUUUUAGCCCACAAUCUUUGAUCCCAUCUAAGGUAUCUGACGAUAUUAACAAUGUACUUAGAUUACCACUGUAGUGGUAAAAAAUUAAAACAUUUAACGCAGUUUUCAAAACAGUUACAUAAACAUUGUGUACUCAUUGCUUUGUAUAUCUUAAAAGUUCCGAAAUAAUUAUUACUUAAUUUAUUUAUAGCUAAAUAAUAAAAUAAAUGUCCGUCCCUAAUUUUGAUGUGUGUACUUUCGAUAAGGCUCGUAUUUCAUUGCAAAAAAUACAUAAUAAAUAAUUGUUCUAUAACAUAAAGACCGACAAAAAAAACAUGUUAACUUACGUAGUAGGUAGGUACUUAAUUUAUUAUAAUAUAAUAAUAUAAAUAAUUUUAAUUUGGAUGCAAUAAUUAUAAACUAAGAUUUGGUGCUUAUUUCAACGAGUGAAUAUGGGCAUAAUAAAAUAUUAAGUGAGCGAAUAAAUGAAUAAAUAUUGCUUCAGAUUUUACUCUCUUUCGCUUUUUUGCUCACUUAGUAGGUAUUUAAUUCGCCCUAUCAGUAUUCGGCCCCUUUAAUUUUUUUUUGUGCAGUAUGUUUUUAAUUGUUAUCAGUUCCGAUGAAUCAUUUCCAACUUUUAGUAGAUAAUUUUUGAUUAGUUUUCCUCAAGAAUAAUCGCCACUAGUUUAGUUAAUUUUUCGCAAACAACAUUUCAUGCUUGGCUAAGCAUUACAGUAGGUACCUAUCUCUUAAUUAAAUAUACUAUAUAAUUAUUAUUCGCUCGAUUUAUAAUAUCACCUUAUUUAUUCUCUUUUUGUUUGUAUUGUCCUUAAAUUGAUUUUAGUCCUUUUAAUUAAGAUUGACCCGAUUUAUAAAACAUUGACUACGUUUUAUGUUUCUAGAAAUAAUUUAACAAAUAAAAAACGUAAAAUACAAAAAAAAUCUAGACGUUGCCUCCUUAGCAGAUUUUUGUGUUUAUGAAUAUUCAAAAUAUAUAUAUAUGUUUAGAAAUAAACAGUACCUGUAUUUUUUUAAUAGAUCUUAAACAACGACUACGUAAAAUAUAGCUAAUAAUAUGUAGUAAAAAUGAAGUGACUGAUGUAAGUACUUAAAGAAGAAACAUUUCGAUUUUGCUCUCGAAAAUAAACGUUUCAUCUGUUA
Molecule: messenger RNA, 3807 nt
Organism: Pararge aegeria (speckled wood butterfly)
Lineage: Eukaryota; Metazoa; Arthropoda; Insecta; Lepidoptera; Nymphalidae
Gene: lama
Product: putative phospholipase B-like lamina ancestor
Exons: 11
Coding region: 536-2587 (683 amino acids)
Biological process (GO): phospholipid catabolic process
Cellular component (GO): extracellular region
Molecular function (GO): glycerophospholipase activity
Source: RefSeq, a predicted model, not a curated record